This is a messenger RNA of Apis mellifera (honey bee), 2158 nucleotides long. RefSeq lists its product as uncharacterized. Lineage: Eukaryota; Metazoa; Arthropoda; Insecta; Hymenoptera; Apidae. Bases 350 to 1900 code for a protein of 516 amino acids. The record is from RefSeq and is a predicted model, not a curated record. The transcript is spliced from 6 exons.
UAUUUCAUUUGUUAUUUGUGUGCGUAGUGACGAGCAUAGAUUAUAAGUAAAAACAGCAAAAAGACAAUGGCGAUUAUUCUUCUAAAGUUAGUGAUUUUAUUAUGAAAAAUUUCGAAAAAAUGUGAUCCAAGUGUUAAUUCAUCAAAAACAAAUUCGAGGUGAGGCCUAACGGCCAAAGGAUGGUAUUGCCUGCAGAAAAGAGAUGGCACACAGCAUGUACAGACAAUGGCUGGCAAACAAAUAAAACAAUUGCUAAAUUCAAUGUGUAACGAAUGGUGGUUCAUAGUGGAUCAAAUAGAACAGAUCGUUGGCAGGCAGGAAGGAGUAAACAAUCGAGCGUGUCUAAGUAAUGAGCGAGACUCGGCAUCAUCUUCACUCGGUUUCGGACUUAUAUGCAGCCGACGAGAUAGAAGUACUUCUCUUAGAAGAAAUUCGUGACCUGGAAUUACCAGCCUCUGCAUAUUCCAGACCUGAAGAUAUUCAAGAUUUUGAUAUUGCAGGCAGUAGGACAGGGGGGCAAAUUAGCUCCCAACCUUUGGAACUGGAUUCACCAGGAGUUCAUUCAACAGUCCAUUCUUGGGACUCACAUGCUAAUUAUCAUGGUCAUUAUGGCUAUGGUGAUCACCAUGGCUCUUCCUCAAAUGCUUUGGCUUGGCCAAGAGCAAGUCAUUUAGUAUUUUAUUGUGACAUACAGGGGCAUCUUAAAACAGCUAUUGGUGUUAUUAGGCUCUUAUUACUUAUAUCAUCUGCAGCGUGUUUGGCAACAUUAUGCAGUUCCGGCACUGCCAAGGUCAGCUUAUUUAUGUUGCCUUUAGUUGGGCGGCUGCGUUUCAUGAUAUUUGUAGCAGUUUUCUGUUUUUUGAUCACUGCAUUACUCCUCUUCCUUGAUAUUUCGCAUGUUAUCUAUGUUUUUCCUUUCAAUUGGGCAAAAUUGAAUGCUUGGAUAUUCACUGGUAUAGGCUUAUCUUACGCCUUAAGUAGUGCAUUAUUAGCAUGCUCUAUAUGGGAAUAUCAUAGUGGUGGCUGGGUACCAAAACGCACUCGUUCUCAGUUGUCUGCUGCGGCAGCGCUUGGGCUGUCAUGUGCUAUUUUAGCCUUCUUACUUUCAUGGAUACAUGGACGCAGUGAAUCAAGUUGUAGAAGUUCAGAUAAUCGUAAUCAUACACCAACACAACUUUAUAAACCUGUUGAUAAUUCUUCCUCUUCAGGAGUUACUCUAAAAGAGCGUAGCCCUAAAAGACCUGCUUCAUGGAUUGUAAAAAAUCAACAGUCAAAAAAACAAAAUAUAGAUAGUAAUACAAACACAAAUAAUGGUCAUCAUGGCAAUGAUAAUCAUGCAAGAUACAAGCAAGAUGUCAAUAGAAAAGAUCAUUGGGCUUCUGCAAGGGAACAUUUUUUAAACACUCAAGAAAAUAACGAAGAUAUUCAAAGAAGUGAUAUUGAUAUUGAAAGGAGAAGAAGAAGGCGAAGAAGAGAUGGUGAUAAUAAUUCAACAGGCGAUGGAAAUUUAAUAAAUACCAAAAUCAAUAGUAGUCAUAUUUUGGAAGAUAAUAAAUCUAGACGGGUGCCGCGAAAAUUGCCUCUGCAAUCGGUAGAGCAAUCUCGACCUUGGCCUGGUGAACAUAGAAGUAAUGGUUCUACACAUGUUAGAAAUAAAACUUUACAGAUACCAGUGAAUAAUAAAGCACAAGACUAUUGUGAAAUGGAUGGAUCUAGUUCUAUGCAAGUGACUCAAAAUGGUUUUCACUGGGAAAUGGAAUGUACAUCUAGUAACAGUAUGGAAAAAGCAAUAGAUGUAGCUAUGGAUCGUACUGCCAUGUGGACAGGACAAUGGCAUCCACCACCUGACGACGUCCAACCUUGUUCUAGCAAAACUAUUGAUCCUUACAGCUUUGCCUGAUUGAAUUUAAAAAUUCGUACACAUGUUUUAAUAAAUAUUGGACUCAUUGCAGUGAAUGAUUUUUGGGAACAGUUACAUAUUAGAAGUUUCCCUUGAAACAUCAUUUCGUAAUAUCAUACUUCUUUCACUAUUUGUAUUAAGGAAAAAACAGAAAUAAUGUUUUAUCAAUUUAUGUUAUUUCUAAAUGAAUCUAUUUGAAUUGAAUAUGUUUAAAAUUACUGUAUAUGUCACUUUAAUGUUAAAGUAGUGCACAGCAAU